This is a messenger RNA of Schizosaccharomyces osmophilus, 1203 nucleotides long. Its product is annotated as pyridoxal phosphate-dependent transferase. NCBI's taxonomy places the organism in Eukaryota, Fungi, Ascomycota, Schizosaccharomycetes, Schizosaccharomycetales, Schizosaccharomycetaceae. Gene Ontology annotation, molecular function: pyridoxal phosphate binding; carbon-sulfur lyase activity. The coding region runs from base 1 to 1203 and encodes 400 amino acids. Gene Ontology annotation, cellular component: cytoplasm. Gene Ontology annotation, biological process: transsulfuration. The transcript has a single exon. The record is from RefSeq and is a predicted model, not a curated record.
AUGACUGAACCAACUGAUUACAUGACGGAUGAAUCCUUCUCUGCUAAUAUGAGCACCUCUGUUUUGCACGCAGACGAUCCUCUUGCUUUGGAAAACGAUGUAGGACCAGCUCUUCAUUUGUCAACAACAUAUGCUUAUCCAGGUACGGCUGAAUCUUUAAAACCUUAUCAAAGCGUCGGUGAAGAGAGCUUUCCAUAUUAUGUUCGUAUUGCCGGAAACAAUUGCGAUCGUGCUGAGGCUGCUCUCAGUUCUGUCUUGAAGGCUCCAAGCGUCCUCUAUGGAUCAGGAUUGGCUGCCGUCUACUCUUUGUUAGCUUACUUAAACCCCAAAAACAUAGCUAUCCAUAAGCCUGGAUUUGGUGGUUACUCUGGUACUGUUGGUAUUAUCAAACGUCUCAAUCGCUUGACAGGCUUGAGAACCUCCUAUAUUGAUAAAACAUGUGAACAAAUUCAUGAAGGUGACGUUAUUUGGUUGGAAUCUCCUAUGAAUCCCUUGGGUAUAGUCUUUGACAUUCACUACUAUAAAGAGCUUGCCAAAAAGAAGGGAGCCGUCUUGGUUGUCGAUUCCACAUUUGCACCUCCUCCAGUUCAAGAUGCCUUAGCUUUAGGCGCUGACUAUGUGGUUCACUCGGUAACCAAAUACCUUGGUGGACACACGGAUGUCUUAGCCGGUGCAACUGCUUCCUACAACAAAUCUGCCAUCCAGACUCUUAAGGGAGAUCGUGCUUACCUUGGCAGUAUUCUCCAUCCUCAACAAUGCUAUUUGCUCUUACGUUCCCUCCGCACUUACCCUCUACGCAUCGCUAGACACAGCGAAAAUGGUUACUUGGUGGCCAACCAUUUGAACAAACUCGCUACAGACCCUAACUUCGCUGCCAAGAAUGGUAUUGAUAAGGGCUUGAUUCUUGAGGUCUACCACGAUUCCUUGCAGAAAGAAGACUUUGUUUCGAAAAACUUGACAGGCGGUCAUUCUUCAUGCUUCGGUUUCCUCGUGAAUUCUGAAAAAGUUGCGCGACACGUGUGCUGUGAUCUCAGAUAUUUCCAUCAUGCUACUUCCCUUGGCGGAGUCGAAAGUUUGGUUGAAUGGCGUAAAAUGACAGAUCCACACAUUGAUCCUAGACUCAUUCGUAUAUCAAUUGGAAUUGAAGAUGCCAAUGAUUUGAUUCAGGACUUGAACCGUGUCUUUGCUGCCCUCAGCGCUUAA